AGCUUCGGGACAGGGAUGGGAAGGAAUUUGACUUGUCCUUUUGGCAUCUCCCCAGCCUGCAGAGCCCAAGCCUCUUGGAGCAUCUUUGGGGUUGACACAGCAGAGGUUCCAGGCACGCACAGCCACUCCAACCAGGAGGCUGCCAUGCCCCACAUUGCUGAGGACGAGGAGCCCCCUGGAGAGCCACAGGCAGCCCAGACCCAAGACUCUCCCUCUGCAGGACCAGUCCAAAACCCUCCCACAAUCAUCCUGACGGGAGAUGCCAGCUCACCUGAAGGAGAAACGGACAAAACCCUGACCGACAGAACUCCCAGCCCCCACCGGAGGCUUUCCCACCGACACCUGAAGGUCUCUAUUGCUUCGCUGACUUCUGUGGAUCCCACAGGACAUGUCAUUGACCUGGUAAAUGACCAGCUGCCAGAAAUCAGCAUCUCAGAAGAGGACAAGAAGAAAAACCUGGCGCUUCUGGAAGAAGCCAAGUCGGUGAGUGAGCGAUUCCUGACCCGGCGCGGGAGGAAAUCGAGGAGCAGCCCCGGAGACUCCCAGUCAGCUGUUUCCUCGAACCACAGCCCUGGAGCAUCUCCUGCACCCUCUAGAAGCUGUUCACUCACCAUCUCCACACCGGCAGGUUUCGACACACACAGUGACCCACAGUCCUCCUCUCUGCUGGGAGCAUUGCCACAGCAGAAGGGGCAUGAGGCCGACAUCUCCUCACUUUGCCUUGGAGAGCCGAAUGUGCCCAAAGGGCUAGCUGACCGGAAACAGAAUGACCAGAGGAAAGUAUCUCAAGGCAGACUGGCUCCUCGCUCUCCCACGGUGGAGAAAUCCAAAGAACUUAGAGUAGAACAAAAAGAAAACUUUGAUCCUCUCCAGCACUCGGAGGCCACGCCCAUGGCUCAGGCUUCCGGAGCAAGUAUCAGUGGGAAAAUGGCACUGAACAGCCCUCAGCCCGGCCCUGUUGAGAUGGAGCUGGCGAGGCAACUCCCGAAGACAGCCAGGGAAGGCAACCCUCUGCCCAGAGCCACAGUCCAGGGCUCAGGAGGAACGGUCAGCCCGCAUUCCCAGGGUCAGAGCUCUGCUGGAGAGUCUGUGGGGCCCAAGGCUGGCUCCAAAGCUGAGCUGCGGUCCCCUGUGUCCUGCUCCCCCCUGAUUCGUGGGGUCUCCUGGGACAGCAGCCCUGAAGAGCCUGGUCCCUUGCUGCAGAAGGUGCUCGCCAAGCUGCCUCUGGCAGAGGAAGAGAAGAGGUUUUCAGGCAAAGCCAAGCCAGCGAAGCCAGCUGGGCUCAAAGACUUCCAGAUACAAGUACAGCCAGUGCGCAUGCAGAAGCUGACCAAGCUCAGAGAGGAACACAUCCUGAUGAGAAACCAGAACCUGGUGGGAUUCAAACUUCCUGAACUGAGUGAGGCUGCAGAGCAGGACAAAGGGGUCUCUUCUGAACUCACCCCAGCAACUGAGGAAGAAGAGUCGAAGAGUGGUCUGGAUGUGAUGCCCAGCAUUUCUGACAUAUUGCUGCGCAAGCUGAGGGUUCACAAGUCACUCACUGGAAGUGCCCCUCCACUCACUGAAAAGGAAGUUGAGAACGUGUUUGUACAACUGUCCUUGGCCUUUAGAAAUGACAGCUACACCUUGGAAUCUAGAAUUAACCAGGCUGAAAGAGAACGCAACCUGACGGAAGAGAACACGGAGAAGGAACUGGAAAACUUCAAAGCUUCCAUUACGUCCUCGGCAUCCAUCUGGUACCACUGUGAGCACCGGGAGACCUAUCAGAAGCUUCUGGAAGACAUCGCAGUCUUGCACCGUCUGGCCGCACGCCUCUCCAGCCGGGCUGAAGUGGUGGGCGCUGUGCGCCAGGAAAAGCGCAUGUCCAAGGCAACGGAAGUGAUGAUGCAGUAUGUGGAGAAUCUGAAGAGGACAUACGAGAAGGACCACGCUGAGCUCAUGGAGUUUAAGAAACUGGCAAAUCAGAACUCCAGUCGCAGCUGUGGUCCCUCUGAAGACGGGGUCCCCCGCACGACGCGAUCUAUGUCCCUCACGAUGGGAAAGAACAUGCCCCGUCGGAGGGUCAGUGUUGCUGUGGUUCCCAAGUUUAAUGCCCUGACCUUGCCUGGCCAAGCCCCCAGCUCAUCACCCAUCCCCUCCCUACCAGCUCUGUCUGAAUCACCCAACGGGAAAGGCAACAUAUCCGUCCCCCCGGCUCUGCCUGCACUUUUGGAAAACGGAAAGACAAAUGCAGAGUCUGACUGUGACGCUUGUGCCCCUGCGCCACUCCCAAGCUGCCCGGAGGAGAUGAGCCAGGAGACUAAGGCCAGGGGAGAGGAAGAAACCUACAACAAAGGAUACCAGGAAGGGGUAAAGAAGACUGAAGAACUGCAUGACCUGAAGGAAGAGGAGGAAGAACAGAAGACGGAGAGUCCUGAGGAACCAGAGGAGGUAGAAGAAAUUGAGGAGGAAGAGCAGGAGCAGAGGAGCAGCAAACUUGAAGAACUGGUCCACUUCCUACAAGUCAUGUAUCCCAAACUGUGUCAACACUGGCAAGUGAUCUGGAUGAUGGCCGCAGUAAUGCUGGUCCUGAGUGCUGUGUUUGGGCUCUACAGCUCCUAUAACUCCUGUACAGAGCAAGCUGACGGGCACGCCGGGAGAUCCACCUGCUCUGCAGCCCAGCGGGACUCCUGGUGGAGCUCGGGACUGCAGCAGGAGCUGCCAGCUGAGCAGUAGGACCUCGGACUCCUCAGCCAUGCCCUGCUCUCGUGCAUCCAUCCCAACACCCUGCCCCCAAGUACAGCACGCCAGGCCCAGGUGUGCGCAUGUGGCUGCCCAUGCCGUCGGGGAACAAGGAGGCUUUCUCCUGUCACUUUUCACCUCCAUGGAAGCUACUCACACACAGUAACCUGAUGCUUUGAAGGGAUAAACAAAAACCGCUCUGGCAAAGUGUCUGGUGGAUAAAGAAUCAGCCUUCACUAAGGACUUUGACCCCUGGCUCAGAUGGAUUGGGAGAAUGGAACCCCCUUCAUUCAGGGGGACGACGAGAAGCCUACUCCCCCUUUUUCCUCCCUAUGUUUCAUGGUCAGGAAGAAGCGUACUUAAUGGCCAGUACUGACCUCAAGGAUCAGACCUGAGACCUGGAGUCAAAGCACGGACGUCUUCCCACUUCCCACUUCAUUUAUCAUGGCUGUUCCUUUGCCUUCUCUCUCCUCUUCAGAGUCGCCAUUUCUUUUCAGAGAGCGAGAAAGCUUUCUUGUAAAAGUACACAGGCUAGAAGUAGCC
Messenger RNA from Acomys russatus (golden spiny mouse), 3264 nucleotides. RefSeq names its product inositol 1,4,5-triphosphate receptor associated 1 (gene Irag1). The coding region runs from base 16 to 2715 and encodes 899 amino acids. NCBI's taxonomy places the organism in Eukaryota, Metazoa, Chordata, Mammalia, Rodentia, Muridae. The transcript has 20 exons. The record is from RefSeq and is a predicted model, not a curated record.